AUGAUACUGGAGUUGGAAGUGGGCAUCAAAGUGCGCAAGGGCAGUGGAGAAUGGGAAGCGAUGACGGCAGCCGAUGGUGUUGCGCCCGUCAACAAUUUCUUGCAUUCUCUGUUUUCCUCGUGUCACGUGACGGUGGCUAAUCGGCUCAUCUCGGAUGCGGCGACAUUUUAUCCAUACCGUGCUUAUCUGGAAUCAUUGCUAUCUUAUGCGACCGAUGCGCAGAAUAGUCAACUGACAUCGGCAGCUUUCUACCACGAUACCGCACUGCGCUUCAACGAUGAAACGCUUAGCAAGGGCGAAAAAAACCGCAAAGCUUUGUUUGAUGGUGGAAAUUAUGUGCAACUUUCGGGCAAGCUCUUUGCGGAUCUGUGUGACCAGAGCAAACCGUUGUGCACGGGUGUGCCAGUCAAUAUCCGAUUAGUAGUCAGCCAACCGGAAUUUUCUUUGCGCGUUUGGGAUCAGGAUGCUACAAAGUCCUUCAAACCAUUCAUCCGCAACGCGCGACUAUCAAUUCGACGAUAUAUACCAUCCCCUGAUUUUCUAACGGCUGUGACGGGAGAAUUGUUGAAAAAAACCGUAAAGUACCACAUUGAACGUGUGAUAAUGCGUGUGUCCGAUAUUGCUCAAAAAACACAGAGCACAGUGGUCAGUAAUCUGCAAAUUGGACAAAUUCCCAAAGUGGUCUUCAUUGGAUUUGUGGACAGUGAAGAUUUUCAUGGAUCAAGUAAACGCAGUCCGUUCAACUUUCAACAUUUUAACUUGACGCAAAUCAGUGUGGAAGUGGACGGGCAAAGUUUUCCCAACAAACCGUACAUGGCUGAUUUUGAACGGAGCCUAUCUUUGGAAUGCUAUGAUGGACUACUAGAUACGUUGGGCAAUCGACCGAGUCUACAAGGAAGUCUCCCGUUCACGCGCACGCAGUACAACCAAGGAUAUACGCUAUAUGGGUUUGACCUCACGCCCGGACAUACUGGACGCGGACCGUUAACUCUGAUCAAACAGGGCAAUUUAAGCGUGUCCGUUUCCUUUGGAAAACCAUUGGAAAAAACCAUCAUGAUGGUGUGCAUGCUGGUGUACGACAGCGUUAUUGAGAUCAACCAACACCGUCAGCUGAUUGCGGACUUUUCAACAUGA
Messenger RNA from Paramacrobiotus metropolitanus, 1134 nucleotides. RefSeq lists its product as uncharacterized. The transcript has a single exon. The record is from RefSeq and is a predicted model, not a curated record. Lineage: Eukaryota; Metazoa; Tardigrada; Eutardigrada; Parachela; Macrobiotidae. Bases 1 to 1134 code for a protein of 377 amino acids.